Molecule: messenger RNA, 1323 nt
Organism: Fundulus heteroclitus (mummichog)
Lineage: Eukaryota; Metazoa; Chordata; Actinopteri; Cyprinodontiformes; Fundulidae
Gene: npy2r
Product: neuropeptide Y receptor Y2
Exons: 2
Coding region: 62-1156 (364 amino acids)
Biological process (GO): G protein-coupled receptor signaling pathway
Cellular component (GO): membrane
Molecular function (GO): neuropeptide Y receptor activity
Source: RefSeq, a predicted model, not a curated record
AAACAAUGGCGCGAAUCUAAACGGGAAACCUCUCUCUGUGCGCUGAGGUCGGCUGUUAGCCAUGAAUGCGGAUGAACUGAACAUGACCCAAAAGGACGACCCUCCAUUCCAAGAUGGACGUUUCAACUGCUGCUCGUUCAUAAACGACGGGAACAUCUGGACCUUAGAUGACAGCACGAAACUGGUCGGAGUUCAGGUUGCUCUCAUCCUCGCUUACAGCACCAUCAUCCUGUUUGGAGUCAGUGGAAACUCCUUGGUGAUUUAUGUCGUCUAUAAGUUUAAAAACCUGCGCACGGUCACCAACUUCUUCAUCGUGAACUUGGCUGUGGCUGACCUGCUGGUGAACACGCUGUGUUUGCCUUUCACGCUUGUCUACCUGCUCUAUGACGAGUGGAUGUUCGGCCAGGUGUUGUGCUUCUUGCUGCCUUUCGCUCAAGGCAUGACGGUACACGUCUCCACCAUCACGCUGAACAUCAUUGCUCUGGACCGGCACAGGAGCAUCGUCAACCACAUGGAGACCAAGAUGUCCAAACAUAUGUGCGCCGUGGUUAUCGCCAUCUCGUGGGCCCUCAGCGCCCUACUGGCUAGCCCUCUCGCCAUUUUCAGGGAAUAUGGCUCCUUUAAUCUCUCCCCGGAGGAGUCCCUGCAGGUGUGCACCGAGAAGUGGCCGGACAGCAGUAUGAACGGAAAGAUCUACAGCUUCUCAAUGCUCGUGGUUCAGGUUGUUAUACCUUUGCUCAUUAACUCCGUUGCCUACAUCCGCAUAUGGAACAAGCUGAAGAAGCACAUGAAGUGCGGGCGCAACGACAACCAGCGAAGGAGUAAGACCACCAAGAUGAUGCUGACCAUGGUGGUGGUCUUUGCCGUGAGCUGGCUGCCUUUCCAUGCGUUUCAGUUGGCUAUAGACAUUGAUAACACGGUGCUGAAUAUGAAAGACUUUAAGCUGGUUUUCACCGUGUUCCACAUCAUGGCGAUGUGCUCCACCUGCGUCAAUCCCAUCCUGUACGGGUGGAUGAACAACAACUACAGGACGGCCUUUUUGUCCGUGGUCAAAUGUUACAGGCCCCUCGGUGUCCGAUAUAGAUCCUCGAAGAACAGAGAGAAACAAAAAGACGACGACAGGGACUGCACUGACUUCCGAUCAACAAAUCUAUAACGUCAACAGGGAAAUGUUUAUUUGCUAGCUCAAAAUAUACAGUGCCUUGUAAAACUAUUUAUGUCCCUUUCAUACAUGUGUCAUGUUACAGUCAGAAACUUCUAUAGAUGUGUUUUAUUGGGAUUUCAUUGGAUAGACCAGGGGUGUCAAACUCAUUUUGGUUGAGG